This is a messenger RNA of Alternaria hordeiaustralica, 378 nucleotides long. RefSeq lists its product as uncharacterized. The record is from RefSeq and is a predicted model, not a curated record. The coding region runs from base 1 to 378 and encodes 125 amino acids. Lineage: Eukaryota; Fungi; Ascomycota; Dothideomycetes; Pleosporales; Pleosporaceae. The transcript is spliced from 2 exons.
AUGGACAUGUCUCAACGACCCAACAUCGAGCUUUCCGGCAUCCUGCACCAACGCACAGGCGUCCCCGCCGAUCACAUCGACCCCAACCACCCCUACUUCCCCCACGACGACGAAGCCCAGCUGCCCCCACGCCCAUUCUACGCACGGCACUCACUUUUCACCAAGAAGAGAUUCAUCAUCCCCACCUGCACGACACUAAUCGUAGCCCUACUCAUCGCCGCCCUACUCGGCGGCAUCAAAAUUGGUCUGUCCAGUCCACACAACGCAAGAUCCAACGACUAUAACAACAACGGUACGUACGACGCCUACGAAGACGGUCCCGUUCGAGGCGCCGGUUCGACAGACGCCGGUGAAGCCUGUGGAAAGUAUUUGCAGUGA